Molecule: messenger RNA, 2028 nt
Organism: Rotaria socialis
Lineage: Eukaryota; Metazoa; Rotifera; Eurotatoria; Philodinida; Philodinidae
Source: the annotation of a GenBank genome assembly
AUGUCCUUCUUAUCAUGUCGUCGGAACUCAAUGGCUUUAUUGAAACUAUAUGAUCUAGAAUCAUUAGUGAUACAUCAGUUACCUACUCCGACAGAUCAAGACACAUCCAUAUCAAAUGUAGAAAAAAAUGAGCACAACGACUGGAAAACUCACACAUCUCCACCAAAGCUGAAUUUUGAAGAUUUACCAAACGAAUUGUUACUUUUCAUUUUUCAAUUUUUACCGAUCAUUGAUUUACAGCGUGCCUUCUACAAUUUAAAUUUACGUAUAAAUACAAUUUGUUAUUCCCAAGAAUUUAAAUUGGACUUAACAAGUUUAAAGCCUGCAUUUGACUAUUAUUGUUCUAGUGAACAACCAUUUGUAUCUCAGAUCUACAGCUUAAAGUUAUCCGACGAAUACGAUCGCCUGUCAUUGUUCAAUCAACAUAUUGAUAUUAGUCAUUUCCAUCACUUAAGAGCAAUAACGAUCCGACAACCGUCUCCAGAAAAUCUUGAUCAAAUAUUGUCGAAAUUACAUUUGUUAACAGAAUUGUCUUAUUUGAAUAUUUACGGUGCAUUAAUACAAUCACCACAUAUAACAACAGCACUAUUUUCGAUUCGAUCAUUAAAAUGCUUGAUUUUAUACUCAUUUGAUCCAAUUGUAUUGGAUUUUACGGACAUUACGAUUUGUGCUUGGACUAAACUUGAAUAUUUAGAAUUGCAUAGUUGUUAUAUGACGAGUUUCUUAGAAUUAAUCAAAUAUAUAGGUCCAAAUGUUAAACGAAUGAAAAUACAUAUAAAUUAUAAGCGUCGUGAAAAUCCGGCAUCAAUCGAUGAGCAAAUAAUCAAUAAUCUACUAAGUGGUGAUGGUGGACGUUUUGAAAUACCCAUAUCUUUAAAUCGUCUUGAUAUGUCGUUUUAUUAUUUAUCAUUGACCGACUUUCAUCUCGUUCUAAAACUAUUUCCCAAUCUAAGACAUUUAGCAUUUUCAACGUCGACUUUCGAUAUGAACUUUGCUUCGGCAACAAUGUGGUACGAGUUUAUUACGAACAAUCUUUUAGAAUUAAAAAAGUUUCAAUUCUAUACACAAGUUACUGGCGAUGCUGCUCAACGAUGUCCAGCACCCGGAUUAGUUGAGUUAUUCAACGAAAAUCAUGAUAAAUGGAUUCAAGGUCCUGUCAUUAUGAAUUACAAUCAUCCUCUUAAGCCACCAACUUUAGAAUUCUAUACUUAUUCACAAUCUGCAUGGAAAGGAAAAUAUUAUGCAGAGUUUUAUGGCAAUGAAACGUACAUAUCAACAAAAAGUAAUAUAAUGGAUAUAUAUGACAAUGCAAAGACAUUGCGGAUUACACUAAAUGAUAAUAAUAAUGAACAACUGACGUUAUUAAAUCAAAACAAAGCAAAUUAUCCAAAAGUAACAACAAUCAGACUUCAUUCACAAAUGACACGAAGUGCAAGAGAAAACGAUUCCAUGAACAGCUUAAUUUGUUCUGACUUGAAGAUGUGUUUUGCUGAUUUGUCGAAAAUCACCGGACUCGAUAUUCCGGUAAAUCAACCGACGAAUUUUAAUUUUCCUUCAAGAACAUUGGUACGCCGCCUUCUCUGUAUAAUGCCGAAAAUCAGUCGACUGUCUUUACCCUACAGCUACCUAUUGGAUUUGUUCAAAGCACCACUUGUUAUUCACAUGCUUAAAAAAAGGAUUGACUCCGUUUCGAUUACAUUUAAUAGUGAUCCCCCACUAUUACAAGAUAUAAAUGUGUUUUUGGAUGGAUUCUCGACCAAUCUACGAUAUCUGUACAUGAUUGUUGAUACUACUUUUCCAGUCGACAAUUUUUAUGCUAUUUUACCUUCAAUACUUGAUGGCAAAUUCACCAAAUUACGUUUUUUUUCAUUAAAACUGUCAAAAUUACAAGGAGCACCACAAACAUUCAGUACUGAAUUUAAGCUAUGGCUGAAAGUCUGUUUGACUAUCAUGAUAAAGAAUGAUAAAAAACGAUCAAGUGCAAUUGAAUUUAAUAUUAAAGACAGUGAAUUUGCCGCUGCUUUUUGA